UGGACUAGGACUACCCCAUUUUGAAUUUUUGGAGCUUUUAUAAUCAGAUUAUGUUUGCACACUAUUGACAACAUUGAACUUCUUCUUCUUCUUCUUCUUCUUCUUCUUGUUCAUGGUUUUAUAAACUGUGAAGAAGCAAAUAUGGUUGCCCAAAAAUGCAGUUGUGUAGUUCUACUGGCGUUCAUGGCAGUAGCCUUACCUCCGGUGACUCUCCUCAUCGUCACUAGCUCCAACGACCUUUGGGAACUAAAAGUAGCAAUCCUAAACAUUGUACGAAGCCAUGAUAGAAAACCAUCAAGCAAUGAUAAUGUUACCAACUUUUACGAGGCCAACAUGGCGAGUGAGAUUAGUCCUAACUUAACGUCAUGUCACGACUCAUAUGGUCGAACAGACCUCCUAGUCAAUUGUUGCCCUCCACCCUCGGACAAAGCAACCGAUGUGCCCAUUGAUUUUCAAUAUCCUUCAAAAUUGUCAAGGCUUCGAGUCCGUCGCCCAGUACACCUCCUAGAUAGUGCAUAUGUUGCUAAAUACACUAAAGCUCUCACCAUCAUGAAGUCUCUUCCCCAUAGUGAUCCUCGAAGCUUCUCUCGCCAAGCAUUACUCCACUGUAUCUUCUGCACUGGUGCGUAUGACCAGAAAUUCUCAUCCGCCACAAUUAAUAUCCAUCGUCAGUGGCUCUUCUACCCUUACCACCGCAUGUACAUGUACUUCCACGAGCGAAUUCUUGGCAGCUUAAUAGGAGACGACACCUUUGCUUUGCCGUUUUGGAAUUGGGAUAAUCCUAACUCAAUGAUUUUCCCAAAGAUGUUUCUUAAAGAACCCUUCAUUGAUUCACAACGAGAACCUUCACAUUAUAGCCGCGUUGUUGACUUGAACUAUGAUGAAACAGGAAUUAUAUUAGAAAGAGAAGAACAAGUUGAUGCCAAUUUAGCAUUCAUGUAUAACCAAGUUAUCGCUGCUGCAAAGAGGCCUGAGCUUUUUAUGGGAUGCCCUUUGUAUCCAGGUAAGGAUGGGUUUUGUGAUGGACCUGGCACUGUCGAAAUGGCGCCACACAACACUGUCCACACAUGGGUUGGGCUUGCUUCGAAUCCUCAACAGGAGAACAUGGGAGCUUUCUAUUCGGCAGGUUGGGAUCCAUGCUUCUAUUCACACCAUGCAAAUAUUGAUCGAAUUUGGGAUGUUUGGAGAGACAUUCAUGGUAUGUACUUACCCAUAAAUGAUACUGUCUGGCUCAAAUCAUAUUUCUAUUUCUAUGAUGAGAAUCUCCAACUCGUGAAGAUUAAAGUUUCAGAUGUUUUGAAUACAACUAAGCUAGGGUAUACUUAUGAGAAGACUGAUCUUCCAUGGUUGAACAAGCGCCCUAAGCCCUUUGUGUCUCCAAACAUUGCCAAACAUACAUUGAAGGCUCAAGAGAAUUAUUAUAAGGAAACUUCAAGGUUACAUUUGUUUAGCAAUAAGCUAGAGGGUCGGAGUCUUGAACACCCUAUAACAGUAAAGGUUUAUAGGCCCAAACCUUAUCGAUCUAUAGAGGAGAUCAAAGAAGAAGAGGAGGUUCUUGUGGUUUAUGGAAUCAAAACUAAAGGGGAUGCAAAAGUGAAGUUUGAUGUGUACGUGAAUUUAGUAAAUGAGACGAAUGUGGGACCAACUUAUAGAGAAUUUGCUGGAACUUUUGUUCAUUCACCUAUGAGGAUUAAAACAAGUGAUGCAAAUAGGAAGUCUAAUUUGAAGUUAGGAAUAUCAGAAUUAUUGAACGAUUUGGAGGUGGAUGGAGAUGACAGUAUUUGGGUGACUAUUUUGCCUAAAACUAGCUCAUGUGUUGGCAUUACAAUUGAUGGAGUUCGAAUUGAUUACAUGAGAUAAAUAUGAUUAGUUAUCUUCUUAAUUAGCUCGAAUAUGUGUUGAAAUAAUGGUUUCUUUGAAAUAUGCGUCACAAAAAGCUCAUGAUAUGGAGAAUGAGAAUCAAGAAGGAAGUUCAUAUCACUUUGACAACAACUUUGUUGAACAAAUUUGUUUUUAUUAUUUAGCCAAGAAAAAGAUUUAGCCAUUAGAAAAAGAUUGUUUUGUUUUGUUUGUUUUUUUAUCACUCUUUAUUAUUUUUGUUAGGUGUGCUACCCUUAAAACAUGUAAUGAGUACUGUUAUCCUUGUUUUCCCCCGGGACACAUGGCAUGACAUAAUGGGUCCAUGGGCUCCCUCAAAGAGAUCCAGACCCAUCCUGAGCCUGAUGAACAGGGAAGAAGAAUGUCCUUGUAAUGCUCCAAAAUCCCUAAUGAGGUUUAAUGGUCGAAUUAGAAGGUUGGAAGGGCCAUAAUUGAUUUAUUAUGCCAUUAAAUGAUUUUAUACAUGA
This is a messenger RNA of Humulus lupulus (European hop), 2345 nucleotides long. Its product is annotated as polyphenol oxidase I, chloroplastic-like. Bases 142 to 1860 code for a protein of 572 amino acids. The record is from RefSeq and is a predicted model, not a curated record. The transcript is spliced from 2 exons. Gene Ontology annotation, molecular function: catechol oxidase activity. NCBI's taxonomy places the organism in Eukaryota, Viridiplantae, Streptophyta, Magnoliopsida, Rosales, Cannabaceae.